This is a messenger RNA of Hypanus sabinus (Atlantic stingray), 1416 nucleotides long. Its product is annotated as zinc-binding protein A33-like. The transcript is spliced from 6 exons. Bases 1 to 1416 code for a protein of 471 amino acids. NCBI's taxonomy places the organism in Eukaryota, Metazoa, Chordata, Chondrichthyes, Myliobatiformes, Dasyatidae. Gene Ontology annotation, molecular function: zinc ion binding; protein binding. The record is from RefSeq and is a predicted model, not a curated record.
AUGGUUUCGAAAGGACAGGUGGAGAGUUUAACCGAGGAGGUGAUUUGUCCCAUCUGCCUGGAUUUCUUCACCGAACCUGUCAUUCUGGAGUGUGGACACAACUUCUGUCGCCCCUGUGUCACACAGUAUUGGGGAAGGCAGCGGAAAAACGCCUGCCCGGAAUGUAGAGAGGAGUUUGCUAACCCCAUCAUCAAGCUCAAUCGGGCCUUGGCAAAUCUAUCUGAGAAAGCUCGGAAACUAAACCUGAAGCCGAAAGAGAAGGAAAAUAAACGUUAUUGCGAGGAACAUGAGGAAGAGCUGAAGCUGUUUUGUGAGACGGACAAGACACUGAUCUGCGUGGUCUGUGCGACUGCACGGGAACACAGGUCGCACAAUUUCAUGCCGGUUAAAGAAGCCACUGAAAUCUACAAGGUUCGGGUUAAAUCUUCAAUGGACUCUCUUGCCAAAAACAAAGCAGAGUUUGAGAAAAAGGAACAGCAACAGAAGGAGAAGAUUUCUGGAGUUCGGGAACAGUCACACAUCCUUCAGUCCCACGUCACAUCACAGUUUGUUGAACUGCACCAGAUUCUUACCGAGAAGGAGCAGCGCAUACUCAGAGAUCUCAGGGAAGAAGAGAAGAGGAUUUUAAAUCCAAUGGAGAAAAAUCUUCGAGAGAUUCAAAAAAAUUUGAAUUCUACUCAGAAGGAGAUCUCAAGGUUACAGGAACAGUUGGAUCAAAAAGAGAGUGUGAUAUUUCUCAAGGAGGAAGCUUCUUGGAAGAGGAGGAUUAGUGAUGAUGAACAGACAUUGUCAGUGACAGACGGUCUCCUUCCGGUUGAAAAGUUCGAUCAGAUCUAUUUGUUGCACACAUUAUUGAGAGAAAUACUUGAUACCAUUAAUCGAGACUCUGUCACCCUGGAUGUGGAAACGGCGAAUUCGUGGCUCGAGGUGUCUGAGGAUCGGAAGAGUGUGAGACGGACCGAGACCUGGAUGAAUCUCCCUGAUACCGAGAAGAGGUUCACGUACUGGGCUUGUGUGCUGGGAUCGGAGGGAUUCACAUCAGGGAGACAUUACUGGGAGGUAGCGGUGGCGGGGAAUCGGUACUGGAGCCUGGGAGUCGCCGCAGAGUCUGUGGACAGGAAGGGAGAUAUUGGCCUAAGUCCGGAGACCGGAUUCUGGAUCAUCACGCGGCAUGAUGACGAGAUCUAUGUUCCCUAUUCCCCGGAAUCCCGUCUCCUUGACGAUCCCAUCCCCGGGAGGGUGGGAGUUUAUCUCAAUUACGAGUCCGGGAUAGUUUCACUUUACAACGCGGAGACCAAGUCCCAUCUCCACACCUUCACUGGGAAUAAAUUCACGGAGAAACUUUAUCCUUUCGUCGCGACUGGAUAUAGAAACCAGUGGCUGAGUAUCUGCUCCGGUUCCGCUCUGUGUCUGUAA